UGAGCUGUGUGGAGUAAGUGCCUUAGGAGCUGCCAUGUGCAGCCCCUCUGACGGCCAGACCCGGCAGACCACGGCAGAAGGACCUGACGGCCAGACCCGGCAGACCACGGCAGAAGGACCUGACGGCCAGACCCGGCAGACCACGGCAGAAGGACCUGACGGCCAGACCCGGCAGACCACGGCAGAAGGACCUGACGGCCAGACCCGGCAGACCACGGCAGAAGGACCUGACGGCCAGACCCGGCAGACCACGGCAGAAGGAGAAUGAGUGAUACCCGUCACCCCAAAGCCCUGCUUGCCUCUCCCAGUUUUAGUUCUUCCUCUGGCAUGUUUAUCUUCUGGGUAAUGCUUCUCACAGUGUUGGUUGUCUGAGUGGACCCAACAGCGUGAUGUGCACACAAAAGAGAAAGAAACUUGUGGGGAUGAGACUUGAGAGGAGUGGUGCCUGUUAUUUCCUGGGCUUCACGUGGCAAAUCCAGCAUCAGUUAGUCCACCACAGUCUGCUUUCUCUGAUUGUGGCCUCCUGUGAUUUGGUGUUUGUAUUGCAAAUCAGUGGUGCAGUAAACUCCUUUAACAGGUUUCCAUUUCAAUAUAGAAAUUUUAUUUUUCUCGUCGUAAUAACAUUGGCCUCAUAUUUUGUUUGUAUCUCCUCUUCAUUGAUUGCAUGGGUCACUUGCUUUGCAGGAAAAACAAAUAAUACACUUCCGGGGGAGGAGGCUAUUGUGGUCCAUAAGCUGUACUUUGGAAAUUUAUGCUCAUUAAAUAAGUUAAAAAAAAAAAACAAAUAAUACACUUCCAGGUCCCUUAUUACACAUGGGCUGAGACUAAAGAAUGUCACGGAGGACUAGCCUUGUUCAUCAGACACUACCGGGAAGGGAGCCUUGCCAUGGUUUUUUAAAGCAAAGUCUUUUCAUUGUGAAAAGCGAGAUUCUUCCAUAUAAAUUAUGGAAGAGAAUUUUGAACAGGAAUACGUUUUGGGUGAGUAGAUGCCAAAUGUUCAUCUCACUGGAUGAUUACUGUUCUAAAUAUUUUUCCAUUAGCUGGUUUCAGCUCAGGAAAUAGAUUAGACCCUUAAUGGCCUAAGCAACCAGGAAACGAGUGAUAUAUUUAUAGAUUCCACCAGUGAAUUUGAAAUAAAACUUCUUGCCUUUUAAAAAUUAUGACUGCAAUAGACUCAUGUAAAUGCCUCAUUUUUCUCUUUAAUGUUUUUUUUUUUAAAUAGUCCCUCUUCUUUUUUCUGUCCCAGCACCUUUUUAUGUUUUCUCUAUGGUAUUCUCAAUAAAGAGAAUAAAUUACCCAAAAUUAUAUCUGGAAGGGAUGCUUGAUUUCACGUUACGUGAGUCUAUUGCAGAACCCCUAAAACCCGAGUCUGCCGAUCGCUGACAUCAGUCGGUGGAAGGAAGUGGGGAUUUCUUGCAAAGUGCGGAGCAAGGAGCCCAGCUGCUGCGCCUAGUUGCCGGGCUCUCUGAAGGGUUAGGGGUACAGAUUCGUUCAGACUGCAGCUGAGUUAAGGGGUGUGGAUGUUCAGCUAGUGUACAGGUGUCCCUGUCGUCCCCAGUGCUCACGGCCCUCCUUCGGUUGAUCCAAGUGACAGUGUGUACGUUUGGGAUUUCUGAUGAUCGCAAGGCGGGCUCCAGUCAGUCCGGUGGAAGUUACUUCUUGCUCAGGGCCCGGGGUUGCUGGAGAACACCUCCAGACAAGACCAAACAUCAAGAUAUUAUCCGUAGGGGAGAUAAGUGCCUUCCUGAGUCUCGGAUCGAGAGCUCUGUGGCGCCAUCUGUGCUGCUCCCUGAAUUUAGCGAGGUUGAUUUGCUGAUGGUGUCCAACAGCAGAGACAGAGGCACUGUGUGAGGGCUCAGCUUCAAGCCUACUGCUACAAUCAGGUAGCCCGGAUCACCUAUUUCUGGCCUCCUUCUGGAAUCUGGAGCGAAUGUGAACCAGGACAGUCACGUGGGCCCCUCUCAGGCCCACAGCUUCUUCAGUCCAAAAGAUACUGAAAGGGAAGGCCUUGUGGCGCAGCAGGCCAGGCUGUCACUUGGAAUGCCUGCAUCCCCAGGAUUGUGUUGGAGUACUUGGUUCAAGUCCUGGCUACUCUGCACUCCUGACCCUGCUUCCUGCUGCUGCGCCUGGCAGUGGAUAGUGGCUGAAGUGCUUGGGUUUCUGCCAUUCAUGUGGAAGACCCGGGGGAACUCGUGGCUCCCGGCUGAGGCCUGGCCUAGGCCUGUCUGUUGUGUGCAUUUGGGGAAUGAAUCAGUGGCUGGAGGAUCUUCCCCGAGCCCCCAUCACUCUGACUUUCAAAUUAAUGAAAUAAGAAAAGACAGUGACACCUUAUGUGGCACUAAGAGUUUGUGCUCUUUGGAAAACCAGGAAUAACUGUAUCCUGAGAUAAAGCAUGCUUUCGGCUUUCCUUAGGGUCCUUGCUUGAGAGUUGGAAGUGCUGGUGCCCAUCUUGAUUUUGCCACUGAACCUCUCUGUGUCUUGGAACCUCUGAGAUAAGUGGUUGACUUCGAGGGUCCCAGGGGGUAGGGUAGAGGGGUAGGGGCUGUUUAACUCUUUUUUUGUUGUUAAUAUUUUAUUUAUUUAUUUGAGAGGUAGAGUUUUACAGACAGUGAGAGGGAGAGACAGAGAGAAAGGUCUUCCUUCCAUUGGUUCACUCCCCAAAUGGCCACAACAGCCAGAGCUGAGCCAAACCAAAGCCAGGAGCCAGGAGCUUCCUCCGGGUCUCCCAUGUGGGUACAGGCGCCCAAGCAUUUGGGCCAUCCCCCACUGCCCUCCCGGGCCACAGCAGAGAGCUGGACUGGAAGAGGAGCACCAGAACUAGAACCCAGCACCCGUCUGUGAUGCAGGUACCGCAGGCGGAGGAUUAACCAAGUGAGCCACAGCGCCAGCCCCUCCACCAUGUGUUUAAAUUUUCAAUCCUAGGAUACAAGAUCUGGGUGAAUUCUGAGAAAGCCACUGAAGCAGAAAUUGUCCAGUUAUUUCCCAUGCCUAUUUUUCUUGGGCCAUCUUCUACUGCUUUCCCAGGCCACAGCAGAGAGCUGGAUGGGAAGAGGGGCAGCUGGGACUAGAACCGGUGCCCAUAUGGGAUGCUGAUGCCACAGACGGAGGAUUAACCUGCUGUACCACAGUAGUAGGAUUAACCUACUGUGCCAGCCCUUAACUCUUACAUCUCAUGAAUCUAAAUUUCACCUAUGGUUUUCUAGAAUCCUGAAGUAAGCAUUUCACUUCUGUCUGUAGCACUCACUUUUUUGCACCUGUUAAGCAAAGACUAAAAACUCUUCAGAGAGACUAUUAAAAGCCAUGCCGUUUUUUAAAAAGAAAGGCUCAAAUCAAAGACAUUUUCAAAAGAACUGAGAUUUAAAGGUAUUUGGAAUUUUGUGGGCAAUGUUCAGUUAACACAUUCAUUUCCAUUCUGUGUAGAAAUGUCAUCUUAUUCCUGCAGCCUGUUGAUACUCUGGUAGGUUAUAAAAAUAAAAUGAAAGUUCAUAAAAACUUCAUAGCUCAGUUAUGCUUAUCAAUAGGUACUGCUUUCUCUCUUGGCAUUUGACCCUUACCUGGACAGUUAGACCUUUACCAUGGAUUCUUGAGUUUGGUCUGAGACAUGGUUGUUACUCCAGAAAACAAAAAUAGAGAGUACUCAAAAGAUCCUACUCUAUGGGACAGUAUAAUUAUACCAUUGGAUCAGGUUUAAAGCUCAAGUAAUUCUUUCACAAAUAAUAGUUCUUAUAUAGCAAGAUGCUUCAAAAUGCAGUCCUAAACUGUUACAGUAGACUUGACCAGCCAUUCAGUCCAAUUAAAAUAAAAUAAGCUGGGGGGCCGGCACUGUGGUGUAUCUGGUAAAGCCUCUGCCUGCGGGGCUGGCAUCCCUUAUGGGCGCCAUUUUGAGUCCUGGCUGCUCCUCUUCAGAUCCAGUCUCUGCUAAGGCCUAGGAAAGCAGUGUAAGAUGGGCCAAAUCCCUGGGGCCCUGCACCUGCAUGGGAGACUUGGAAGAAGCUUUUGGCUUCUGGCUUUGGAUCCUGGCUUUGGAUCAGCUCAGCUCCAGCCAUUGUAGCCAUUCACAGAGUGAACCAUUGGAUGGAAGAUUUUUCUCUCUGUCUCUCCCUCUCUCUGUCUGUAACUUUACCUCUCAGAUAAAUAAAUAAAAUCUUUUAAAAACUAAACUAAAACAAAGUAAGCUGCCUAUCUAAACAUACAUGAUAUUUUGGUUGCAGAACUAACACAAGGCAUUAUUACAACCCAAACACAAGGUAUUUUCUUCUCCAUGAAACUAGGCAUCACAAAUAUAGAUUCUUUUCAUGGGCACAUUUGAUAAGGAUAGUCUCAGUAGCUUUCACAUCAAGAUUUGCUUAAAAUGGCAUUUAGAAAGUGCUGAGUGGCAGACAUCUGUCAUGGCGGUCAAGAGGCUACGUGGGGUACCCACAUCCCAUACCAGAGUUCCUGGGCUUAAAUUCCUGCUCCACUCCCGAUUCCAGCCUCCUGCUCAUGUGCGUUCCAGGAGUCAGCAGAUGAUGGCUCAACUACUGGGGUCCCUGCCACCCCACUGGGACUUGGAUGAGUUCUUGGCUCUGGCUUUGAACUAGUCCAGUCACGGAUGUUAAGUAGGCAUUUGGAGAGUGAACCAGGGAUAGAAAAUUUCUCUCUCUCUCUCUCUCUCUCUCCCUCCCUCUCUCUCUCUCUUUCUCUCUCUCUCUCUCCCUCUCUCCCUGCCUUUCAAGUAAUAAAUAAAUAAAUAAUGUGGGAGGGAAGUGGUAUAAUGAAUAAAGAGAUUGGCAACUGCACCGUAAUACCUUUUAUCCUACUUGCAGCAUAAUACUAAACACUGAGAAAGAGCGGUACAGAGAGAAGGUGGGAAAUUUUCCAUCCAUUUCUCAAAGUGAUGUUCCACUCCCUGCCCUUCUUCUCACCGUAGUUGAAAUUCUACAGUGAUUUUCCCUUCAGUUAUUUGCCUAUUUCCUUUUUAAUGAGUUUUCAUUGUUAGACUCAGUAGAUUAAACAACGUUCUUCUUUGUUCAUUGAGUUGGUAAGAGGAUACUUUAAAUAGAUUGUGGAAAGAUGGAAUUAAAAAGUAAGUUUGUUUUGGUGCAAAAAAAUUUGAAAUCCAUGAAUACUUUUUUUCAUAAUAUGCAUUUUCCAUGAGCACUUCAAAAAACUCUUAGUAUAGUGAGAUCUGUAAAAAGUUAUUCUGUGCUGAUAUUGAAGAACCAAAUUUGUUAAAGAUUUAUUUAUAUAUUGUUUUGGAAGUCAUGGGGAGAGAGAGAGAUUUCUUCCAUCUGCUGGUUCACUCCCCAGACGGCCAUAACAGCCAGGGCUGGGCCAGGAUGAAGCUAGGAGCCAGGUCUCCCAUGUGGGUGACAGGGGCCCAAGCAUUUGGGCCAUCCUCUGUUGCUUUCCCAAGUGCUUUAGCAGGGAGCUGGAUCAGAAGUGGAACAGGCAGGACUCAGACUGGUGCCAUGUGGAAUGCUGGUGCUGUAGGAAGCGUCUUAACCCACUGCGCCAUAGCUCUGGCCCAUAGAUCACAUUUUCUGUAUCUGUUCAUCCAUCACACACACUUAGGUUGUUUCUGUGUCUUGGCUGUUUUGAAUAAUGCUGUGAUGCAAAUGGGAAUCCCAGUAUUUCCUCAAGAUGCUGAUUUCAUCUCCUUUGGGUAUAUAUCCAGAAGUGGAAUUGCUGGAUCAUGUAGAAUUUCAAAUUUUAAUUGUUUGAGGAACCACCGUAUUGUUUUCAUAGUGGCUAGGCCAAUUGACAUUCCCACCAACCAUGUCCAAAUGUUUCCUUUUAUCCACAUCCUUGCCAACUCUUAUUAUCUCUUGGAUCUUUUUUAAAAGAUGUAUUUGUUUAUUUGAAAGAGAGUUAUAGAGAGACAGAGGAGAAAGAGAAAGAGAGAGAGAGAGAGAGAGAGAGAGGUCUUCCAUCCGCUGGUUCACUCCCCAAAUGGCCGCAAUGCCUGGAUCUGGGCCAAUCCAAAUCCAGGAGCCAGGAGCUCCUUCCUGGUCUCCCAUGUGGAUGCAGGGGCCCAAGGACUUGAGCCAUCUUCUGCUUUCCCAGGCCUUAGCGGAGGGGUGCAUCGGGAAGUGGAACAGCUGGGACUUGAACCGGCACCCAUAUGGGAUGCCGGCACUGUAGGCGAUGGCUUUAUCCACUAUGCCACAGCACCAGCCUCUCUCUUGAACUUUUGAUUAUAGCUAUCUUAAUAGGUAUGAGGUAUGAUUUUGAUUUGCAUUUCCACAGUGAUUAAUAAUUUUGAGUAUCUUUUCAUAUAUCUGUUGGCCAUUUGUAUAUUGUCUUUGGAAAUUAUCUAUUUAGGUCCUUCAUACAUUUCUAAAUUGGAUUAUUUGAUGGAUUUGUUUGUUUUUGCUAUCGAGUUAUAUGAAUUUCUUAUAUAUUUUUAUACUAGCUUCUCAUUCUAUAUAUGGUUUGCAAAUACCUUCUCCAUUCCAUGUGUUGCCUUUUCAUUUUGUCAGUUAUUUUCUUUGCUGUGCAGAAGCUUAAAAGCUUGAUGUAGUUCUACUUGUUCAUUUUUGCCUUUAUUGCCUGUGCUUGUGAUGUCAUAUCAAAUCCAAAAAACCAGUAUGACAAACUUUCCUUCCAUGUAUUUUUCUAGGAGUUUUGUGAGUUCUGGUCUUACAUUUAAUUUUUAUUGUGAUAUAGCAGGGGUCCAAUUCUGUUCUUUGCUGUGUGGGAGUCCAGUUUUCAUAGCCCCGUUUAUUGAAGCAGCUGUCCUUUCCCCUGUGUACGCUUGGGGCCCUCAUCACAGACGUCUAGCCAUCUGUAGUUGCAAGGCAGCAUCAUGAAGCUGUAGCUUUACCAAUUUCAUGUUUCAAAAACAAACUUCUUUUAAAGAUUGAUUGAUUUGAAACGCAGAGUUGAAAGAGAGAGAGAGACAGACAGACAUCUUUCAUCCCCUGGCUCACUCCGCAGUGGCUGGAGCUAGGCCCAUCUGAAGCCAGGAGCAAAGAGCUUCAGCAGGGUGUCCCACAAAGUGCAGGGGCACAAGCACUUGAGCCAGCUUGUGCUGCUUUCCCAAGCCGUUAGCAGGGAGCGGGAUCGGAAGCGGAGCAGGCAGGACUUGAACCAGCACCCGUAUGGGAUGCCGGUGGCUUUACCCACUACACCACAAUACCAGCCCCAAAAAUAUAAGUUUUAAAACAUAAACUAAGAUUGUGACAUGCCCUGAAACUGAGGAUUUGAGAAAAAUAAAUGGCAAAGAUCCAUGGUGAUCACUGGUAGUAGCAGUAAUUGGAGUAUCCGACCUGAUUUGAGCUAUUCAGAAUAAUUAGGCGUCUGCAUGCACAGGUGAGUGUAAUGAUUACUAUUUCAAUAAAAUUAAAAUAUUGGUGUGUUUAAGUCUCAUUUGGUACUGGUAGGAAAGAAAACGCUUAAGCACUAUUGCUAAAGUCUCUAAACCUCUCUUUCAGCCUAAUUAGCAAGUUAAUGCUUUCUCCCUCUCUGCUCUUCCCUAAUUUUUCAUUCAAUUUAUCUUUUCCUGAAAACCUGCUAAUUUCAUGCACUUUAGCCCUACAGAAGAGUGUUGCUUAGCAACUGCCUAAAUGACUAGCAAACCUAUACCUAGUAAAGGCUCGAAGGACUUUCUAUUCUGUGUUUAUAUUUUUGUGUGUUGACCAUCAAAACCAAGAGGAAGUUGUUUCCCUGUCAGUCUCAUCAUUUUUCAGUUCAGUUUCUACAUUUUUAUGGUUACUUUAUGUGUGAGUUCUUUGUAGCAACAACAAAAAUGCACAGUAUAUCGCAUGAGCAUCUUCUCUCUUCCAUUCCUAGUAGCAUUGCUGUGUUCAUCAUUUUCAUUUUUUCUAACAAAAUAUCCAGCAAUGACAAUGUGCUGAGUAAAGAACCAUUGUUAAUGGGUUGAGUACAGGACUGUACACUAUGUGGCCAACCUGAAAUGUUAAGAAGAAAUAUAUUGAGAUUUUAGGAGAGGGACUUGCUUAGAGAUUACGGUGAAGAGGUUGAUAUCACCCACAGUGGUUUAGCUUUGGUUAUUUGAUCCAGAAGUGUCUGAGAACUCUUAAUGAGGGUAUGCCAGAGCGCGGGAUGCCGAGUGGUGCUGCAACACGCAGCGCCUCAUCAGGCCCCACUUGGCCUUGGGCUUCUUCCUACCAUGGCAUACAGUGCUUCCUUACUUUCCAAGUUUCAGACCAGUUUUCUUCACUCUGUUUCUCUUUAGCUCAUUGCUCCCUUUGUGUGUUGUGGUGUUGAAAAAUUAAAGACCAUUCAUGCAAAACUGUGAACAAUAGAAAGUGCACGUGCACUUCUGUGACUGGUGCUCAGGAAGUCUGAGCGGAGAAAAACCCUGGGGCAACAGGUGAAGCAGCUGUAGCAGCAGCAUUGCGUGUCAGGUGUCCUGUGUGAGCCCCAGCUGGUGCACCCUGGGGAAGCGGCAGAAGGGGCCCACGUGCUUGGGUUCCUGCCACCCACACGGGAGGCCCGGGUGGAGCUCCUGGCUGCCAGCGUCCGCCUGGCCCAGCCCUGGCCUUUGCAGCCAUUUGGGGAAUAAACCAGCAGAUAGAAGCUCUCCCCCUCUUUUCUCUUUCUCUCUCACCCUGUCUCCCUCUCCCUCUGCCUUUCAAAUAAAUCAAUUCUUUUUAUUUUUUUUUAAGAGAGAAACUCCGUGUGCUUUCAAAGAGAACUUUUUUCUUAGAAUGGAGCUCCUUGCACAGCGGCCACUUUAGAUUGGUGUCUUGCAGCGAGGCUUUGCACAAAUGAGUUUUUUCUCAUAGGCAAGAACUCCUAAGAUGUGACUGUGCGUAAUGGAUAAGCACCCUCCACACAUGUCAGAGACAGUUUUUUUUUUUAAUGGAAAAUCUUCAGAAAGAUAUUACCCUAACACAAUAUAAAGUGUUGGUUUUUUAUUUAAGCAGUAUGAGUUACUGGCAGCCGUGGUCACUAUAAAUAAUAAAACAGUUCAUCCACAGCUGGCUAAUGCAGGGCCGUUUAUGAACUAAGAUCUGAGAGACUGUGUGACGGUACACGGUCCUCUCACUUCAUUUAUGUUGUCAGCCCUUGCGUAAGUGAGGUCAGCUGUACAAGUGCAGGGUGUCACAACAUAGCUUACGACAAAAAGAACUGUUGACGAGACACAGCUGUUUGGGAGGGGAAGAAGAUAGAGAGGCCGGCAUCUUGCUGUUCUAGAAGUUUAAACCUCAACCAUGAAAUUGUCUUUUUUGCCUUCUCCUUAGCCUUCCCUCAACUCUAUCUGUAGAAAAUAAAUUCAGCAGAAAAUAAACUGCCAUUCAAAUGAGUGAAAUUGGAAUGUUCUGAGCAUUGCCACUACUGCUGCCAUGGCCAGUGUGUAGAAAUAAAGGGCUUUUGAUGAUUUUAUUAUUAGCCAGUCAGCAUUCACUGACACUCUUGCAGCCAACUGGAAGCGCAUUUUGAACAUGCAAGCCAGCACCAGCAGGUUGUUGGGAUAAUGCUGCCUCAGUCCGGAUGGUGUUUUCUGUUGUAGCAGACUGUUAUUAGGUGCAGAGAGCUCAUCAGUAACUUGAGGGAAAAGUGAGAGCUGCCGUCAGCCUUCUUUUUCUUUACAUGGCGUGUUUCCAAAAAGUCUACAGAAAAUGCAUGUCAUAAAAACACUGCGUGUAUUUCAAAAAUUCUUUGUAUCAAAAUACUAGUCAAAAUUUAUUUGAAAGGCAGAGAGAGCAGACAGGCAUCUCCUGCUGUUGUAGAACAAUCCCCCUAAACUAGUUGGAGGAGCUGCUGGAGACCCCCCAUCGCUGGGCUUUGCUCAGCGGAUGUGCCGAAAUCUAACCGCUGGUGGAAGAAAGUAAAUACUGCGUUUAUUUGCAAAGCACAGAGCCAGGAGCUGGGCAGCUGUCACUUGAUUUCCAGGCCCCCCAAGGUGUUGGGGGUGAUGGUUCUUAUGGUUUGAAGCUGGGACCGAGAGGUGUGUCUUCAGCUCAUGUCCAAGUUCCUCAUUGGUGACUGAUGCUCAUGGCCUUGCCUUGCGUGGUCAGCCAAGUUGUGUUCUUCAGGCGGUGGUAGUGAUGGCCAGGCAGGUGCCUCAUUUGGUCUGGGGAGUUACAUUCUACCCUGGACCUGGAACUUCCCUAAACAAACCAGGACUGGCCACCAAGUGGUUCCUGGAAUCAAAUGAUUAGCGUCUUGUAGGGCCAGCUGUACCCUCCAUCAAUCCAGAGAAUUCUUUCUGAAAGACAGGCAAGGACACCUUGGCCUAAGGGAAAUAGACCAGAGGCUGGAUCCUCGUGCUAUCUUGUCUGCUUUAGGGAAAUUUGUGGAGGGGUUCAGUGUCAUCAUCUGGUACAUUCCCAAAAUGCCCAGAAGAGGACUGAGUGCAGGACUCCCACAUGGGUGACAGGAACUCCGCUAGUUGCAUCAUCACCUGCUCUCUGCCAGGAUGUGCAUCAGCGGGAAGCUUGAACAGGAGUGGAGUUGGUCCUCAAAUCCCAGCACUCUGAUAUGGGGUGUGUGUGUCCCAAGAGGGGGAUUCACACUGUGCCUAACCUUAUCUUUUAAUUCCAUUCUUCCAUGACCUUUUGAUUUUUAAGAUUUAUUUAUUUAUUUGAAAGGCAGUGUUACAGAAUGAGAGAGGGGGGAACAGAGAUCGUUCAUGUGCUAGUUCACUCCCCAGAUGGCUGCAACAACGGGCCUAACCCAGCAGCCUGGAGCUCCUUCCAGGUCUCCCACGUGGGUGGCAGGGCCCGAGUACUUGGCCAUGCUCCUCUGCUCUCCCAGGUGCAUCAGCAGUGGCUGGAAAAGAAGUGAGGUAGCCAAGACUCCAACUGGUGCUUUAGUGGGAUGUUGGUGUCCAAGUGGCAGCUAAUCCCACCGUGCCACUGUCAUGGGCUACCAGGUGGCAGAGAAAAGAUUACUUCGGUUCUUUGUCUCACAUGGAAGAAGAAUUUCCACGCGGACAAGGCAGAGAGAGAAAAGCAAGUGCCUUGGAGGGGGCCUCCAAGAGAGGCAGAACCCAAAGGGGCACCAUUUUGGACAAAAACCUAGUGAUCAGUUACAAGGCAGACAGAACCCAUCAGAGAACCUGGUUUGCAAUCGUACUGGCUCUGUCUGGCCUGCUCAUGACAGAACAAACGAGGGGAGAGGUUCUUGUAAGUUAGGACGCCACUCCCUUGCUAUGCUCAUGACUAAACUGGAAGCUCCUGAGGAAUGGGCAGGCACUUUGGUUCUGCUACAGGCAGAUUUUGGGGAGAAACGUGCAGUGGGAUUCGGCACUUUGAUCUCGCUGAAGAUGACGUUCGGGGAAAGCAAGCAUUCUGCACCCUCGAUUUCCACUGGGGGCCACCUGGCUGCCUGUUAACUCGUCUGACUCCUCACAUCACAGCACCAGCCCGUUUUCCGUGAUCUUUUCGAAGUUCCUUGCAUUUGCAGAUGAUUUACAUAGUAGAUAGACUGUAAACUUUCAAUUCAGUUUUCAGUGUACAAUGAUUAACAUUAAGGUCAAAGUACUAAGAACAGAAACAUAGAGUCCAGCUUUGGAAAUGUAAAAGCUUUUAUUCCAGGACAUGGACUAUUCAUAAGUUGAAUUUCCUUUCUUUUCUCUUGCACUCAUGAGGAGAAAAACCCUGAGCCUUGUAAUCAGGCAUUUCAGAUUUAAUCAUACCUCUUUCUGUUUCUAAAAAAAAUGUUUAUUUAUUUACUUGAAUGGCAGAGUUACAGAGAGGAGAGAUCCUCCAUCCUCUCGUUCACUCCCCAAACAGCUGCACCAGCUGGAGGGAGGGAGGGAGAGAGAAUCUUCCACCUGCUGGUUUACUCCCCAAAUGGCCACAAUGGCUGGGCCAGAAGCCUGGAACUUCAGUUGGGUCUCCCACAUGCGUGGCAGGGGCCCAAGCGCUCAAUUCACUUUCCGCUGCUUUCCCAGGUGCAGUUGCUGGGAGCUGGGUCAGAAAUGAAGCAGCCAGAAUACAACCCAGUGCUCGUGUAGGAUGCCCACGUCACAGGUUACUACCUCUGUGCCACGACAUUGGCCCCUUAGUUGUAGCUGUGAUUUACCAGUGAUGCAACUUAACUUACUUAAACUCUUAUGACAGGUAUCCUUUUCUAUAAAAUAAGGGUAAUAAAAGCGGCCACAUAGUCUGUGUAAGAUCUAAUAGAGAUAAGAUAGUUAAUAUAGUUAAAGCUCACCCCAGGGCCCUGUGCUGUCUCGUAGCGGGUAAAGGCAUCACCUGCAGUGCCCGCAUCCCAUAUGGGUACCGGUUCGAAUCCUGGCUGCUCCACUUCUGAUCCAGCUCCCUGCUAAUGUUCCUGGGAAAGCAGUAGAAGAUGGCCCAAGUCCUUGGGCCCCUGCAUCCACGUAGGAGACCAAGAAGAAGCUCCUGGCUCCCGGCUUCGGUUUGGGGCAGCUCCGGCCAUUGCAGCCAGUUGGAGAGUGAACCAGCAGAUGGAAGAUCUCUCUCUCUCUCUCUCUUUCACUGCCUCUCCUUUCUCUGUGUAACUCUGACUUUCAAGUAAAAUAAAUAAAUCUUUAAAAAAAAAAAAAAAGCUCAUCCCAGGGUGGUAGGUGUUAAGUAUGGAUUUCUUUUGUUCUCUUUCCUCCUUCAGUCCAAAUUCAAACUCAGGUGCUGUCUUUGCAAUGGAGUGGAUCACCGUGUUUUCUGGUCAGUUCUAAGCUUCAGGAUAAACCACUCCUGUAAGCUAUUGCACAGGGUAUUCCACCUGACGCUCAGCUACAAAUGAGCGGUGGGAAACCUUGUUAUAAUACAAUUAGAAAGAAGGGUUAUUUAUUUCCACACGGUAGCCCCUAGUAAGGAUGUUUUGUUCAUCAGGUCACAACAGAUGAAUAUCAUUGUGCAGCAAAUGCUCUCUUUGUUCCUUGUUCUUGUCACAAUUGCUCAAUUUGAUAAGAGGUAAUUGAUUCAAUUCGGUUAGCAUUGUAGUCAGGAAACCAAAGCCUGGCAGCAAAUAAUUAGAGAUCCCCCCACCUCCCCCAGCCCGGAUCAAGCUUUCGCCUCCUCCCACUCUUCUCAGUCAUUGUUGACAGAGGAUUCAUGUAAAUUACCAGGCUGCUCUCUCCAGUGAAGCAACCAGGAAGAUGGAGCUGCUUCGGGAGGAGGCUUAGCUGUGGGAUUAGUGCCCUUGGGAAGGCGGCCUGAGCUCCUCCCUUCCACCGCUAGGCUGCCGCAAGCCAGCUGUCUGAACUGGAAGGGAGGCCCACACCAGACACAGAGUGCCGAACUUCCGCGCUGGAUUUCCCAGGCUCCAGAGCCGUGAGGGAGACGUUUCUGUUGCUCAUGAGUCACACAGUCUGUGGUAUUCAGAGCAGUCACACAGCCAGUGAGUAGCAGGCCAAGUGUCCCAGCAGGCAGUUCUCCACCCUGGAGCCCACGUGUUACUCUCCUUCUGUGGGCGGACAUGGAGACUAGGAAGGCGCCGGGUAGUCUUCAGUGACUGCCCUUGGUCCACAUGCCAAAUGUAGGCCACAUUUUGGGGCUUGACAGUUGAAACCUAGCACGGCCAAUUCACAUUUGCCUCCUACUGCGUGCAACGUGGGCUCACCACUCUACUCAGGCCCACUUCUGUCCCCACCCCACCCCACCCCCACCGAGCUCCCCUGCCUGCAGAGCAACCUCCUCCUCUCACAGUCCUACAUCACUCACGUUACCAUCUGCUGGGCACGGUCAGUUCUGUGUGUGUGUGUGUGUGUUUGUGUGUGAAGGAAGCGUUCUGGUGUGUUGGCUUUACUUACCGCGUCCUCUUUAGUGGCGAAGGGCAUGUGCAUUGGAAAGAGACACACCUCGUUUUCAGUCCUGUCAACUCUGCUGCUACCUGUGAGUCUAAUCACUCAAGUUUUCCAGCUCAUGAGUUCCCAGCUCACUGACUUAUUGUAAAGACUAAAUAAGAUUCCGCGUCUAAGACUUGAUGAGUAUUUAUUACAUGUUAGCUGCUAAUUACCUUUAUAAACUUUUUGUAAAUAUUCAUUGUUAUAACUAGAUUUGUAUGUGUUAUAUAUUACAAAGUCUGUAAUCCCUCUCAUGCUUUGAUACACUCGUAAUUCACAUAUCAUGAAAUUCAUGGAAUUCUCACUGCAGAAUUUUAGCAAAGUCCUCUGUUACAAGCUGCCUGUGUGUAACCCAAUGCAGAGAGCGGGGGCUCCCCUGGCAAAGGAGCUAGCCACGCUGAAGGAAGAAUCUUGAGACCAAGGAGCCCUGAAAUGAAACCCUAUCGUAUUGCCUAAUCCUGCUUCUGGGUUGUGACAAAAUGAAUGCAAGACAUCAGGGAACGGUUUGAUUUGGAUGUUAGUAAAACUGGUAAACAUAAUUUGUAAAUAUUUUAGAUAUGAAAAUUAUUUGUCCUUAGAAUUCAGCUGACGACUCUGCUCAUAGUGAGACAAGGUGAAGCGUGAGUCGUGGCUUUCAGCCCUGUCCAAAACCACCUUCACUCUGGGCUUAGGGACCACUUGAAACACUUACUUCUGGGUAGGCAAGGUUUAAUGUGAAUGUGCUAAUUGUGGAUUUUGGAGUUGGAAAUGAGGUGAAAAGCUGAAUUGUUAGAGAGUUGCAGCUACUCUUUCAUAGUCUGGAAUCGACCUCACUCUCAUUCUUUGCAGAGAGAUGCAAAUGAGGCAGUCAGAUACCCAGGAUACCUGUCAAGCAAGUAUUUGUGUCCCACUGAUUUGGGUUUUUUUCUCAGUUUAACUCUGGGGAUUUUUUUUUUAAGAAUCUACAUUUUCUCAGGUUUUGAAUUUGCCUACUAGUUGCUAGGAAAGAUAGGAAAGAUAAUGAGCUGAAUGGCUAGAACUCGACCUAAGAAUAAUGGUUUUCUUUAUUUACCUUUGCAUAAUUUAGAGAGCUGAGAUUUCACUUUAUCUUUUUGCUUGUUGUUCUUUUACCAUUGUAAAAAUUCAGUAGGUGUUACUAGACCAUUCCGAAGUCCAAAAUAUUCUGAAAAGCUCUCCUCUAUGGCUGCUUCUAUGGUUUCUCAUUCACAGCUUGUUCUAUCUUUUGCUCUCCCAUUUAGAGCACUUGGAUUUUGUAGUGUGCACUCUAUUCAGUGUAGAUAGAAACUUGCUUGGAAUAUUGGUUUUCUGUAAUAAAGUACUCGCAGAAUUUUGUUUUUCUUAGGGUUCCCUGUCUCUGUGUCAGCACUAGGAACAUUGUGUGAUUUUGGAGAUCUGUUGACCUCGAGCUGUGUGUACUUCAUGCAUGUGUAUAUUGAGGUAUUUUGGAACAUCUUUGGUCGUGGAUGGUCAGACGAGGGGCCGCUGGGCGGGAGGAGUGGGCUUCCUGCAGGGCUCAGGCUAUAGGAGCAGGAGGCUCAGGCGACCUGGCCCUCUGAGCCAGAUUUCUGUCACGGUGGUUUUGUCUUCUUUCCAUCUGAUCUUGUUUUAUGGCUGUUGUGAUGAGAAAGUUCAACAAGGAGAAGCAGAGACACGGGAAAAGGAUCCUGAUAUACACUCUGGUGAGGUGAGAUGAUUUUUAUGAGGAGUGAUCGUUUUUUAAUAUAUUUGCUGCUUUGACUGGUGGGUAACAAAAUACUAGAUCCAUAAUGAAGUUUUUUUGCCUUGCUGCUUGAGGCUUUUCUUGAUUUUUGCUUUGGGCUUCUCUGAAUUUGACACCUGAGAAUAAUCAUUCUCUGAAGACCAGGAUAGGGUUUAUUUGACUCAUAUUCAUUCAGUACAAUCCAGGUAUAUUUUUUGCUGAAAAGUACAGUCCUAGUAGGAUGACCGUUGAGACAAAAUGGGCCACCGAAGUGGGCUGCUCUUUCAGUACACAAACUUUAAACAGCAUGUAGAAGUCGAUGGAGAUAUUUGUUAGGUUUUUCUUAGUAAGAUCCGGAAAAGCUUUUGGAAAAUUAUUUUAUAGCCUGCUUGGCUUCUGAAUAGAAAGCAUAAAAAAAUAUUGUAACUAAUUAAAAGUAUCGCUACUAUCAUUAAAUCCUUAUUUUUAGGCAAAAGAAUUGCCAUUAGAAAAUCCAGACUAGUACCCAGUAGAAUACAUUUGCUGAGAUCUAUUGUGGCAGCCCUGGGGACCCUGUCGUUUAGUGUUACCCUUUGAUUUUAUCUGAUAGAGAUUAAAAAGGCGUUCCCACCUUCAAAUCCCCACUCACCCUGUUUCGGGCUUUUGACUCUGCACACACGUGAAAGCCACUGAUCUCGUCCAUCCCUCUCCAUUUGCAUGGCCAUGAGGAAGUGGAGACCUAGGGGAAGUUACUGACUUGCCCUCCGAGGACAGCUGCCCAGUUCCUGUUAGAACCGGGGACUGGCUGGUUCCCCUUGAAUGCCUUGGCUCCUGCUGCCUGUUUGACACAGUCCUCUCCAGGUAACCUUUAGCAGCACAUGGUGCUGUCUGUAGCACUUCCCUUGGUCUCAGGUAAUGCUCCAGCCCUCUGCCUUUUCCCCCCGCAAUGCAGUUGUCUGGUGUGAGGGAAAUGUACUGCGGAAACUCAGGUGUAAACAGUCCCGGGAGACCCGUGGGUCUCCAUGGCAGAGCGUGGGUGGUGGGCGCAAGAAUGUCUUGCAAGGGAGCCAAGGACCCUAGGUAAACACGACUGCUGAAGUUUGGAGGGGGUGGGGGAUCGGUGUGGAUGUGGCUGUAGUCCUGAGACCAAAGAGAAUGUCUUAGGAAAAGGGACAAAGUCAGUUCAGCCAGUUUUCUAAUAGAUGAUCGGUAUUCAAAGAGCUUACAUUUUGUUGGAACCACAACUGUGCAUUUAAUUGUGGAAACAAACAAACAGGAAAAAAACAAUUGGAUUUUUUUUCUUCUCAGACUCUGAAAGUAAAAUAUAUUUUAAGGGAGACAAAAAAAAGGAAGGUUGUAAACCAAACUUAGAAGAGUCAUUGCUCAAGAGAAUCUAUGCACUGUAGCUAUGAUAGAGGACCUCCUGAAUUUAGUUAGAAAAUGUUAUAGUAAUUCUAGUCACAGUGGCUAAUUAGAACAAUCUUUUGAAGACAAUAAGAACUUUUAAAAAAUGUUGGCUUACGUAAGAACCUCUGUAGAAUUCUAAAAGGCCCGAGUUAUUUGCAGUUGUUAGCUCCCGUGUAAGUAAAACUAAAACUUUACAGCCUUUGAUGUUUAUAAAAAUGCGUUUGCCCUGUUACAGCCCGAUGCCUUAAAAGUUUUCUCGUUUUACUACGCUGCAUCUCCCGGGGCUGUGUGGUACUGUUUGCCUGCUCCCUGUUUCUUGGAUUGUGAGUGCACUUCCUAACCAAGAAGAUCACCUAUUGUUAACACUGAUCUUGCUCUCCUAGGGUGCCUACGCAGCCUCUCACAAGUGGUUAUAAUUCCUGUUUGCCCCUGGGCGGUUGCCAGCAGGGAGUAAGGCAUUAUGGGAAGUCGUCUCUUUACCUUCCACAACAGGUGUCUUUGUCCGAGCACCUUAUUCAGAUAUCAGUGCGUGGAAGCCCUGAGUCACUGUAGCAAAGAAAAAUAUGAAAGCAAGAGGGAUUGUGCUCACAACUAGAAAACGGUGCUGCAAGAUAAAUCUGAAAUAUUCCGGUGCCAGUGAAUGCAUGAAGACUUUCACAGUAGGUUUUAAACUACUUCUGAAAAGAUACAGAGGAAACAGGAAUUUACAAGAAAUCUCAGAGGGGAAAAAGAAUCCUUAUUAACUUCAGGAAACAAUUUUUAACUACCAAGAAUUCUCUAAAUUUUGAGAAAUUAAAAUGGUUGUCAUCUGUUUAUUUUCUAAGAACACGAAAACAUAAACUCUAAGAGCAUUAAGAAAAUCUACUUCUCCAAGAAGAAUCUUCAUGUAAAUAAAACUGAAGAAGAUGAAGUAUUAAUUUUUCAAACCGAGAACAUAAGUCAAUUUUUGUUUUUGUGUUUUGAAAUAGGAUAUUUCUAGUUAAGAAACUUUUAUCUUUUUUUUUUGAAGUUUAAAGAAGUUAUAUAAAAACUGAAUUUUCCAUCUGCUGGGUUAAGAAUGCAGAAGGUGUUUAUAGAGUAUACUUCCUGCAUAGAUAAGAGACCUCAUUUAGUUUGCCACUGGGGGUGAGUCGCUAGACAAGCCUGAGAUAGUAGCUGCCUCCUUUUUUUUUUCCUCCCGGUGUGUGUCUUUUUCUUUCUGGAUUUUUGACAUUCAGCCCCUGCAACUCAGGUGGGUGUGUGCAUUGGCACGGAACGGCAGCCGGCUUUUCCUCGGACAGUCUGGUCUGGAGCCCGGGCGGCAGCUGCUGCCGUGGAGAGGCCAGCUGGCAAGAUGAUGGAAGAGGUGUCCAUUAUGGUCGCGUAUGACGCGCACGUUUUCAGCCAGCUGCACGAUGAAGACUUCCUCACUGGUCUGGUGGCCAUCAGCAAGCCCAGGUCUAUGGUCCCAACCAAGAAGCUGAAGAAAUAUGAGAAGGAGUAUCAGACCAUGCGAGAGAGCCAGCUGCAGCAGGAGGACCCGAUGGACAGAUACAAGUUUGUAUAUUUGUAGGUAACGCCAGCUGUUGCAUUUGUACUGAGAAUCUUCAUAAGAAGCUGAGAGAAGGAGAGGGAAAAGCAAAGAAAGUGGCUUUCUACUUUCAAAAAUAAGAAAAAGAGAAAAAUGGCAAAGUACUGUUUUAGCUGUGCAUGGCCCCAUCCACAGAGACUUUUAGAAGGUGAACUGUUGCAAGACUGGCACAAGGAUGUUUCACACUUACCUAUGUCUUUUGCAACUGUUAACAAUACAAACUUACGUACUUGGAAGUAAAAAUAAAAAUCACGAAGGUAUAUCAAGCACAGUAA
Oryctolagus cuniculus (rabbit) is the source of this 18635-nucleotide messenger RNA. The record is from RefSeq and is a predicted model, not a curated record. Lineage: Eukaryota; Metazoa; Chordata; Mammalia; Lagomorpha; Leporidae.